Molecule: messenger RNA, 2209 nt
Organism: Thermothielavioides terrestris NRRL 8126
Lineage: Eukaryota; Fungi; Ascomycota; Sordariomycetes; Sordariales; Chaetomiaceae
Exons: 2
Coding region: 374-2116 (580 amino acids)
Source: RefSeq, a predicted model, not a curated record
UUACUCUAAUAGAUGUGUCCGCUGCAGCUGGCACUACCAUUCCGCAUGCAACCAGCCCCAUCCGAGGGGUUCGAUCAGCAACUGGUUCUGCAAGCGCUGCCUUGCCGACCAGGGCCCGGUGAAGCGUCGCUACUACCAUGACAACCCGCUGUUGUCGUCGCGGGCCGUCUCUCCCAGCUCCGCAGUUUCGGGUCUCCAAGACUCACGACUCUUCAGCAUGGCUCCAUUUGCAACCACGUAUCCUCCUGUUAUUGAUCCCGCAAAUUUUUUUGCAAGCCACCGCAGCGAUUCGGCCGGCUUCAUCACUAACUGCUCCGUUUCUGGAUGCCCUGCCAAGAUCGACGGUAAACGCCAGGUGCUCUGUGAGCUACACAUGCACCAACCCUUCGCCAAAACAGACUCGGUCCAGGACACCCCCAAAACAAAUGGCACACACGCGGCACCAGCCUCUAGGGCGACCACCAACUCGCCUCAUCCUAUCCCGUCUUCGAACGCGAGGAAGCUGCUGCCAGAGGCCGACAAGGACCGGCCCAUCAUGAGGCGUAAAACUGCUGGCAACCUGCCCCAGUUCAUCGCCCAGCAACCAACUCCCAAGCACAGCACUCCGUCCUCCCGCGGCAAGUUGAGCACGUCGCCGCCUUCAUCUCAGCCGCUGGCCCUUCGUCCUUCUGUGCACUCGCCGCCUGCCAGUCCUGUUCCUUCGCGGGAUGCGGAGCCCGCGAAGAAGCGACUGAGACUGUCGCCGUCUGCAACGCACUCCCCGCAGACUGGGAUAGAGGCGGCAGUGGGGACCCGGCCGUCGACUGCAGAUUCUGACCGGGGGGCCAAGCAGAGCGCGCUCACGGGUCCACAGCUCGGUCGGCGCCCCUCGACUUAUUCACCGCAUGGGCCAAGUAAAGCCCCGGAGGGGGAGGGCAAACCUAGCUCGAAGCCAAGUAUGAGGCACCCCGUGAGGAAGGUGCCCCUGGAGUUGUCGAAUCUGCGGUUCAUUGACGAACCAGAAGACCCCGUCCCGGACGUGCUCUUGGAGCAGCCGGGCUUCUGGGUCAACGGACUCGCCGGGGAUGUUGCACGAGAACCUUGUGGCGAAGCAGCAUCGACCUUUGAUGGGGACGGAACAGACCGCUGGACGGGAGAAACGCGCAAUCCGGUGCAGUCCAUGUACGCGGCGCACGCCGAGCUCCCACCCUCACCGCGUCAACGGCAGAGGACAUCAGAGCUUCUUAACGGGAACAAAGAGAAAGUACCCCCUCAUACCAGCAGGAGAUCAGGCACUAGGGCUACCCCUGGGCCACUCCAAGCAACCGGCAGCGCCAUUGCCAGGGAGCAAAAACCACCCGCUCAGACCGAACAAUCUCUCCUUCGGCCACCACCGAUCUCAAAGGCCCAUCUACCUUUACUGCCAAAGCCGAAGGAGGUUGACAUCAGCCGCUUCGACGCCCUCGUCUACUCCCAACCAGGGGCCUCCACGCCGCCGCCAGGCGUAGAUCUUGCCCUGGACACCAAUCCCCGUCCGGCCCCGCAGCAGGAGCCAGCGGGUGCUGCCCCAAAGGAACCGCAAGCAGCGUCCCAGCCACCGAAGCCCGAAGCCGACGAGCCCCUCUACCUAGACGUCGACCCGCGCAUCCACUGGCCGCAGCCGCACUCGGCGGCUUGGCACGCCGCCAAACAGAAGGAGAUCGCGGCGCGCGGGCGGCGCAAGGACAACUUCGGGUGCGCCGCCCAGUCGCUCCGGAAGCAGCGGCGGGAGCGCGAGAAGCGUGCCGGCGCCGCGGCCCUGUUCGAGGAUGCCCUGCCGGAGAAGGUGCUGGAGAAUCCGGCGUGGGUGCGGGCGCUGCGCCGGUUGAAGGGCCUUGCUCCGCAUCCUCCUGCUUCUUCUUCCUCUUCUUCUUUUCUGGGCUUGGCUCAGGAGGAGGGAGGGUUUGUGGCUAAUGGUACUGCCGGCGGCGGUGGUUACGGUGGUGGUGCUAAUGGUGCUCUGCCGAGGAAGGGCAGGAAGCCCGCCGGCGGCGCCGGCGGCAGCGGCGGCGGGCUUGUGGCUAGGAAGACGGGGCCCGGAAUGGUGGUUGUUGCCGGGCUGAGCCGGUCGGUGUUGGCCCACUGGGCCGACGUGUAAUGAAGCCCCCUGGCCGGCCUACUAUAUACGACUCAUGUUACAGGGACGGGAGUAAUUUGGGAUUGUGUAUGUAGCUGUAUACUGCUUUGUCGG